Molecule: messenger RNA, 132 nt
Organism: Eriocheir sinensis (Chinese mitten crab)
Lineage: Eukaryota; Metazoa; Arthropoda; Malacostraca; Decapoda; Varunidae
Product: high mobility group protein B1-like
Exons: 2
Source: RefSeq, a predicted model, not a curated record
GAAGAAAAAGAAGAAGAAGAAAUGAAGAAGAAGAAGAAGAAGAAGAAGAAGAAACAGAAGGAAGAAGAAGAAGAAGAAGAAGAAGAAAAAGAAAAAGAAGAAGAAAAAGAAGAAGAAGAAGAAAGAAAAAGA